UCGUUGGACUUGAUUCCUAUUCCCUUUGUAUCUGUUUUCAGUCUUGUUUUUCAGCUGGUUAUGAUUGAAUGGAUUAUGAUCACUUUUUUAUAUAUGAUCAUGAUCAAAAAUCAAAAUAAAGGCGAAAAAACUUGGCGAAAAAAGAAUGAACAAAAAAUUAAUAACCUAAAAUCAAAAACAAAGCAAUAUCAGGCAAUAUUUUUUCCUAUGAUUUUUUCAAAUAAUAUGUUUAAAAAUGGGCUCAAAGUACUUUAUGGUGAAUCUGAUCAUCUACUAUAUUAUAAUCAAACAGUCCCAGAAUUUCCUGCAACAGAUAUAGACUCCAAAUUUCCUUUCCAGUUUUUCAGAAAAUAUGUCUCCAGAAAUUAUCCAUUAUUAAUCAAAGGUGGUGCCAAAGAUUUUCCUGCUGUAAAAAAAUGGAAUUCCCAAUAUUUUAGAAAACAUUACAGCGAAAAACGUGUUACAGUCACUGUUACACCUAAUGGUUACGCUGAUGGUGUAGCAAGUUAUGAAGGAAAGGAAUAUUUCUUUUUACCAGAAGAGACUGAAAUGGAAUUUAAGGACUUUUUAAACGUUUUACAUGAGCAACCAUUAAAUUAUGUAGCUUACAUUCAACAACAAAAUUCAAACUUAACAACUCACUUUUCAGAACUCUUAGUGGAUAUAGAAAAAGAAAUUGACUGGGCCUCAGAAGCAUUUGACAAAGAACCUGACGCUGUUAAUUUUUGGAUGGGAGAUGGCAGAGCAAUUACUAGUAUGCACAAGGACCCCUACGAGAAUAUUUAUUGUGUCAUUGAUGGCUACAAAGAUUUUAUUCUCAUCCCCCCUCUUGAUUUGCCUUAUGUGCCAUAUAAAGAUUAUUCAGUAAGGCAGUAUCAAAAUGUAACAACAGAUUCUUUUGAUAUAGCGCCUGUAAAUAAUCAAGAGGAUAUAUCUUGGAUUGCUGUCGAUCCUUUACAAUAUAAUUUGAUAAGAGAAUAUCCGGACUUUUUUAAGAAAACUAGAAAAUUUCAGGUCCGAGUCGAAAAAGGAGAUAUUUUAUAUUUGCCUAGUCUAUGGUUUCAUCAUGUUAGACAAAGUCAUGAAUGUAUAGCAGUAAAUUAUUGGUAUGAUAUUGAAUAUUCUGAUCCUAAAUACUGUUAUUAUCAGAUGUUGAACGAAUUAUGUCGAAAGUCAGAUAGAGUUUAAAUGUUUUACUAUAUUUUAUAAUAUAUUGUAAUGUAAGAAUGAAAUAAAGUAUACAUUUGAUUUAA
This is a messenger RNA of Sitophilus oryzae (rice weevil), 1253 nucleotides long. Its product is annotated as bifunctional peptidase and (3S)-lysyl hydroxylase Jmjd7-like. The transcript is spliced from 5 exons. The coding region runs from base 61 to 1188 and encodes 375 amino acids. Gene Ontology annotation, molecular function: 2-oxoglutarate-dependent dioxygenase activity. NCBI's taxonomy places the organism in Eukaryota, Metazoa, Arthropoda, Insecta, Coleoptera, Curculionidae. The record is from RefSeq and is a predicted model, not a curated record.